AAAAGGUUUGCGACCGUACUCUCGCUUUCCGGCCAACACAACAGUUGCUUGAAGGCUGGUUGAGGUGGUGAGGCCCGAGGCAGCUUCUGGAAUUUCUGAGCAGCCCCGGUCAGUACAAGAUGGACCCUGUAGUCUUGAGUUACAUGGACAGUCUACUGCGGCAAUCAGAUGUUUCGCUUUUGGAUCCUCCAAGCUGGCUCAAUGACCGUAUUAUUGGAUUUGCCUUUGAGUACUUUGCCAACAGUCAGUUUCGUGACUGCUCUGACCAUGUCUGCUUCAUCAGCCCUGAAGUCACACAGUUCAUCAAGUGCACUAGCAGUCCAGUAGAGAUCGCCAUGUUCCUUGAGCCCCUGGACCUACCCCACAGGGGAAUUGUGUUUCUAGCCAUCAAUGAUAAUUCCAACGAGGCAGCUGGGGGAACCCACUGGAGUUUGUUGGUUUAUCUCCAAGAUAAAAAUAGCUUUUUUCAUUAUGAUUCCCAUAGCAGGAGCAACUCCCUCCAUGCCAAGCAGGUAGCAGAGAAACUGGAGGCUUUCUUAGGCAGAAAAGGAGACAAACUGGCCUUUGUGGAAGAGAAAGCCCCUGCUCAACAAAACAGCUAUGACUGUGGGAUGUAUGUGAUAUGUAACACUGAGGCCUUGUGUCAGAACUUCUUCAGGCAACAGCCAGAAUCACUGUUGCAGCUACUCACUCCUACAUACAUCACAAAGAAAAGGGGAGAAUGGAAAGAUCUCAUUGCCAAACUUGCUAAAAAUUAGAUCUUGAAGUAUAUUUGUGACUUUUGAAGUCUCCUCUCUCUGCCUGUCCCCUUUUAUUAGAUGGCUGCAAUCUCAGUGCCUGAGGGGAGAUGCCUGGUAAAAGGAAGCUGUUGUUCUUAUUUUUUCCUGAAAGAAUGUUGUCCUCUGCAUUAUCCUAAUGGAAAGUUUCACUUUAACCCUAACUUGAGAGCAAUAUGUUCUGUGAAAAUGUCUUAAAGUUAUGCACUAAAACCUUAAAACCAAGCUAUCUUUUAACAUUUAUUAAUUCCCUUUUGGUCUCCCUUAUCCACAUUGGCUCAUUCCAGAGGAAAAGCAGUGAUCUGUAAACAAACCACGCAUAUAAGAAAUCUAGAGAAAUGCAGGAAGAACACUGCAGAGGAACCAAAACCUUACUGCACAGCCCACAUAUUUAAAGAGACCAGCUGGCUAGAAACAGAUCAAGACUUAACCUAAUUCAAGAUCUAAAUAUUAUGAGAAUCAAUUAUUUAGUUCUGUGGUAAUCUCUUCCAUUCACCAUGCAAAGGCUUUCCCAGCUAUCUCUGUAACCUUUGCAGAUAUUUGAUAAAGGUGAUGGUAGCCCAUCUUCCCCCAUCUGAUUUCCUGGAAGGCUUU
This is a messenger RNA of Manis pentadactyla (Chinese pangolin), 1370 nucleotides long. It is a transcript of the gene SENP8, whose product is annotated as SUMO peptidase family member, NEDD8 specific. Gene Ontology annotation, biological process: proteolysis. Gene Ontology annotation, molecular function: cysteine-type peptidase activity; deNEDDylase activity. Bases 120 to 758 code for a protein of 212 amino acids. The transcript is spliced from 2 exons. The record is from RefSeq and is a predicted model, not a curated record. Lineage: Eukaryota; Metazoa; Chordata; Mammalia; Pholidota; Manidae.